CUUUGUCAUUCUUUUCCAACUGAGAACCAUGACUCAUCAACUGGUACAGUAGUAGCUGGAUGGUUUAAACAUCAGGCUGUUGUUCUGAACAGACAGGUACAGGAUUAGAUUCAGGCUGUAGAGUGGAGGCUGUUGGGAAUGGCUGAGAAGUCUCUAAGGACAGGAGGUUACUAUUUACUGAUGGAUGGAGUGUUUUAAAAGUGGCGAACCCGGGUCAUCCAUUUCUUCUUUUAAUGUGUCAUGUGGUUCUCUUCGCGAGCUGCUGCCUGAGUGGAAAUGCUCUCAGUGGUGGAGAAUGGACUGGACCCCCGGGCUGCCAUCCCGGUCAUCAAGAAGAAGCUAGUGGGAUCCAUGAAGGCAUUGCAGAAGCAGUAUGCAUCCUCGGACACAGUGAUCACUAGCGAAGACGGAGAUGCCAACGCCAUGUGCAGUGCCCUGGAGGCUGUGUUUAUCCACGGCCUGCAUGCCAAGCACAUCCGAGCCGAAGCCGGGGGCAAAAGGAAGAAGAGUGCCUACCAGAAGCCUCUGCCUCAGCCUGUGUUCUGGCCCCUCCUGAAGGCUGUCACCCACAAACACAUCAUCUCGGACUUGGAGCACCUGGUCUUCGUGAGCACGGACGUGGGCCGCUGCAGGGCCUGGCUGCGGCUGGCCCUCAACGACGGCCUGAUGGAGUGCUACCUGAAGCUGCUCCUGCAGGAGCAGGCCCGCCUGUGCGAGUUCUACCAGCCCACCGCCCUGCUCCGGGACGCCGAGGAGAGCGAGUUCCUCCUCAGCUUCCUGCAGGGACUCACCUCCCUGUCCUUCGAACUCUCCUACAAGUCCUCCAUCUUAAACGAGUGGACGCUCACCCCGCUGGCCCUCUCUGGGCUUUGCCCCCUCUCUGAGCUCGACCCUGCCACUACCUCUGGGACAGAACUACAGCGCAAGGAGUCGCUGGAUUCCAUUUCCCAUUCCUCAGGCUCCGAGGACAUCGAAGUCCAGCACUCGGGCCAUAAGAUCCAACGGAACAGGCAGCUGACCGCCUCCUCCCUCAGCCUGGACACGGCCAGCUCUUCCCAGCUGUCCUGCAGCCUAAACUCGGAUAGCCUCCUGCUCCCGGAGAACGGCUCCAAGAGUCCCGAUCAUUCUGAGGAGCCCAUGUCAUACGACUCAGACCUGGGGACAGCAAAUGCUGAUGAUUCAGACCCGUCUCUGCAGGAGGUGUUGUCGGAGUUCAGCAAAGCCCAGGUGAACUGUGUGCCAGCCCAUGGACUGAGUGGAGAACCGGAGAUUCCCACACUGCGGGCCACGCCCCCCCUCCACGGCCGCUGCCUGGACACUAGCACACACCCGCACGCUGAUGUGCCUGCAGAGCCCCUCUCUGCCCACACGGCCUCUGGGACUCGAGGUGGUAGCCACAAGCAGGAAGCACUUUCCCAGGCACCUGGCAUCCUGGGCUUGCAGCAUCUGGGCGCUGCCCAAGCUGUCACUUCGGGGAGCACUUCAGACCAGCAGCCCUCUAGUCCUGUGAGAGCAGUUGGCCAUGGGAGUGGCCAGGAGAAGCCUUCGGUGCAUGACAGAGCUGGACUGAGCCUCAUGGUUUCCUCACCCACCAGUCCGAAAAGCAAGAGCUGGAUCUCGGAAGAUGACUUCUACCGGCCUCCCCAGGAACAACCCCCCGAGAAUCCUUCAGAUCUCUCCGUAGCUUCUUCCAGAGAGACUCCAGAGUCCAGGCCUGGUCUCCUCGGGCAUUUUUCUCAAGAACCAAGAAAAAGUUCCUCCAUGGAGGCCUUAGACAAAGCGUGUGUGCCUUCUCCAGGAAGCAGGGAAAGCAAAGCAGCCGCGGCGCAGGAGCAUAAGAACUUCAGGGUGGUGCACCGCAGGCAGAUGGGACUGUCCAACCCAUUCCGGGGUCUCCUGAAGCUGGGCACAGUGGAGCGUCGGGGGGCGAUGGGCAUCUGGAAAGAGCUGUUCUGCGAGCUCUCCCCGCUGGAGUUCCGCCUCUACCUGAGCGGCGAGGAGCGCACCUGUGUGGAGAACUGCUCGCUGCUGCGCUGUGAGUCGGUGGGGCCAGCCCACAGCGAUGGCCGCUUCGAGCUGGUCUUCUCUGGCAAGAAGCUGACCCUGCGUGCGUCCUCCCGGGAUGAGGCCGAGGACUGGCUGGACCGGGUGCGGGAGGCCCUGCAGAAGUGCCGGCCCCAGCAGGAGGAAGAGUGGGUGAACAUCCAGUACCCAGAGCAGCCUAGCGACCUCCCGGAAGGCCCCCAGGGUGGGCUCCCCGCCCAGGCCGACCUGCUCACGGAGCCCGAACCCCUCCAGGGCACGCAGUUCGAUUGGUCCUCUGCCCAGGUUCCCGAGCCAGACGCUAUUAAAGAAUCCCUCUUGUACCUGUACGUGGACAGGACCUGGACGCCCUAUAUUUUUUCCCUGUCCUUGGAGUCCCUGAAAUGCUUCCGCGUGAGAAACAAUGAGAAGAUGUUAAGCGACAGCCAUGGAGUUGAGACCAUCCGAGAUAUCCUGCCAGACACGAGCCUCGGGGGCCCGUCCUUCUUCAAAAUCAUCACAGCCAAGGCCGUCCUGAAGCUGCAGGCCGGCACUGCCGAGGAGGCCGCCCUGUGGAGGGAUCUGGUGCGCAAGGUCCUGGCGUCCUACUUGGAGACGGCCGAGGAGGCAGUGACCCUGGGUGGGAGUCUGGAUGAGAACUGUCAGGAGGUGCUGAAGUUCGCCACCGGGGAGAACGGCUUCCUGCUGCAGUACCUGGUGGCCAUCCCCACCGAGAAGGGCCUCGACUCCCAGGGCUGCUUCUGCGCAGGCUGCUCCCGGCAGAUCGGCUUCUCGUUUGUACGACCCAAGCUCUGUGCCUUCUCUGGCCUCUAUUACUGUGACAUCUGUCACCAAGACGAUGCCUCAGUGAUUCCAGCCAGGAUCAUCCACAACUGGGACCUCACCAAGCGCCCGAUCUGCCGGCAGGCCCUGAAGUUCCUGACGAAGAUCCGGGCCCAUCCGCUCAUCAACCUGCAGCUGGUGAACCCAUCGCUGUACGAGCACGAGGAGCAGAUGCACGUCAUCCAGAGGAGCCGGGAGCAGCUGAAGCUCCUGGGGGAUUACCUGAGCCUGUGCCGGAGCGCGGCCCUGAAGGAGCUCAGCAAGCGGCUCAACCACAGGAAUUAUCUCUUGGAGUCUCCCCAUAAGUACAGUGUCGCAGACCUCCAGCAGAUGGCGGAGGGGACGUAUGAAGGGUUCCUCAAGGCCCUGGUCGAGUUUGCCUCCCAGCACGUCUACCACUGUGACCUGUGCACCCAGCGCGGCUUCAUCUGCCAGAUCUGCCACCACCAUGACAUCAUCUUCCCCUUUGAGUUUGACACCACGGUCAGGUGCGGUGAAUGCAAGACCGUCUUCCACCAGAGCUGCCAGGCCGUGGUGAAGGGCUGCCCCCGCUGUGCCCGCCGGCGCAAGUACCAAGAACAGAGCGCUCUCACCUAACCCAGUCUCCUGUCCCCACCUCGGAGGCCUCGGAGGCCUCGGGUGAGGGCUCAGCUCAGCCAUCCCAGCUGGGCUUGCUGUCAGCCGGGACUACUCUCUCACGGUGUCUCCAGUCUCCCUUGUCAGGAAGACUCAGAUGUGACCAGAGCACGAGCCUACCAGAGGGAGCCUUUGCUGAUGCCCCCUCAUCGGUUCCAGGCGGUGGGGACACCAGCAGACACCCCGUUCCGGGUGCUGGGGGAGGGCUCUUUGCACUAACCAGGCUCCUGCUCACCUCACUGACACGGCGCCCCCAUCAGGGCUGUUCACAUACUAUGGAAAUAAGACUUGGGGCGCAUUUUCCAAUCCACAUUCCUGAUUAAAAAGUCUAGUUUUUUAAGGUGGAUAUUUUUUCCCUUCAUAUUUCAACAGAAAAUAUUUUUUUAUUCUUAACCCUACAUAGUCCCCCAAGAAAUCCAGGCAUUCUCAUGGGGCAAAUGUGCAGGUGCCAGCCAGGCCUGGUGUGCCGACGGGGCAGCUGGGCAGGCAGGCCACCCCUGGGACAGAGCCUGUCAGCUGCCUUUCCUUCGCCCUCCCAGACACUUGCUGCCACAGCUCAAGUGCGAUGUGCCAAACCGCCCGUGGGGCCAGGCGGGGUCAGUCCUGAUGACCAUCUUCUUUCCCCUCUUCAUUCCCUGCCCGUCCUCCCCACCCGAAAGCCCAUUCUCUUCCUCUGUGUCAGAGCCCCUGGCUCCUCUGUAGCCUGGACUCCGGUCCCUGCAGGAGAAGGGGAAUGACUCGGAACCAGCACUGUCAGCACUUUGCAUCUUCCUUGGUCCAGGAAGUCAUCUUGCCCACCCUUCAGCCCCACGCCCUGCUCACUCCUACGCUACACAAGGGCAGGGUACUCUGCAGACUCUCUCAGGGGCCCCAUCCCUGCCUGGCUGACCCCUGCUGGGACAGUAGGCUGGACCCCCAGCGGGCAGCGAGCCCAGGCGGGCCGCCUCAGCACACACCGUGGAGCAGUGACCCCGUCCUUCCACGAAGAGUGCCAGCCCUGCUGCAGAGGUGCGCAGGGGUCUGCGGGAGAAGGUCCGUGGAAGGGUGCUUCACUCCGUUUACAAAGCCAUGCAUCCACACAGCAUCGCUGGACUGGCCCAGGAGGGGCGCUGCUAGAGACUGGAAAAUUCUGUUGGAACACCAUUGCUAUUUGAAGGGGUGUUGGGGUGGGGUGGGAGCCUGGAAUUGUUUUCAAAUGAUAUUUAGACCCUUGGGGUUUGAGAGAAUCUGGGUGUGAUUUCUCUGCUGCCUUCUCUCACCUCUCCUGAACCCAGCAGGCCCCCCUCAGCCCUGGGGUCCUCUGGUCAUCUGUGUACCCACCUUGAGAUUGAGGGCCACAGCUGAAGAUCUGCCUGUCGCUGUCAAGAGAUGAACCUACUCCCACCUCUCCCUUGGGGUGAUUCAGCUGCUGAGUCACCUGCCUAGCCCCGUGGAGCUGGAUAAAUUGUGCAAUAGAACAGAGGAGGUGCUAGGCAGGGGGGGAGGGGCUGCCACACAGCCUCCCUGUCCCCUCUCGGAAGGUGGUGCACACCUGUGCUCAGCACGACAAAGCCUCCAGAACUGGCAAGUGGAUCCUUAUCCUCAUCCCACCCCUCACGGCAUUCAUGUUCCACUGCAAAACAGUCUGAUCGGAGCCCGACCGGCCCCCGAUCCCUGCGUGGGCAGGAGCCCAGCCUGGGGUGGGCAGUGCCACCUGAGCCUGGCCCGUUCCCUCGGGCCUGUGAGUAUAUUCCAGAAGGUGCCCUCGGAGGCAGGAGGAGCGAGGCCCUGGAGGCACUCACUUCAGUGCACCCCACCCUGACCCUCCCAGAGAUUAGUAGCAUUAGAGCUGACCCUCCCCCCAUCGCCAGAAGCUGAUGCUUUCAGAUAGCUGACUUCACCCCUCACCUCCAAUGGAAAGCUGAUGUGAACCUCAGCAAUGGCCACACUAUUUUUAAAAUGUUGUUUUAUGCAAUAAACUUUGCAGUGUGGGGCCCUGGCCCUGGAAGUGCUUUGCAAUGUUCUGAAGGAACUGCUGC
Messenger RNA from Molossus molossus (Pallas's mastiff bat), 5519 nucleotides. It is a transcript of the gene PLEKHM1, whose product is annotated as pleckstrin homology and RUN domain containing M1. The record is from RefSeq and is a predicted model, not a curated record. NCBI's taxonomy places the organism in Eukaryota, Metazoa, Chordata, Mammalia, Chiroptera, Molossidae. The transcript is spliced from 12 exons. The coding region runs from base 277 to 3462 and encodes 1061 amino acids.